Amphimedon queenslandica is the source of this 1225-nucleotide messenger RNA. RefSeq lists its product as uncharacterized. The transcript has 4 exons. Bases 8 to 1225 code for a protein of 405 amino acids. NCBI's taxonomy places the organism in Eukaryota, Metazoa, Porifera, Demospongiae, Haplosclerida, Niphatidae. The record is from RefSeq and is a predicted model, not a curated record.
ACUGGAUAUGCCUACAGCUCUAAUAUUUACAUUGGCUUGUAUUCUUUAUUUGGUGCCUCUUGCUGCUCAAUCAGAAGUUUAUUAUGUCAGUUCAGUUAGUAGUCAAUGCAAUUCUUAUACAAGCUACAACAGCAAGUGUCAUUCCAUUUCGUACUAUGCCAAUAAAGAUGUCUGGUCUCCUAAUGUCACCUUGAUCUUUCUACCUGGUGAACAUGAUCUCACAACUAGUUUCUCCACAAAAGGAUUGGAAGAUAUAUGGCUACUUGGACAGAAUCAAUUUCUGGUGACUCCAUCAAAAACACAUUCAUUCUUAAGGCCAGUGAUUAGAUGUCACAAGAUGAGAUGGUUAACCAUCAAAUGCUCAGUUUUGAAAGUCAUAAAUCUCAGGGAACUACAUUUAUCAGAAAUUACUGGAAAAUCGUUGAAUGUAAGUAAUAUUCAGUCAGUAAUGAUACACAACUCUCGGUUUACUCACAAAAAACAAAGUAACACAUUCAGUGGUGUUGCAUCAUUAUCAAUACAUUCGACACAUAUAUCAGGAAUGAGUAAUGGAUUAUAUAUUGAUAGUGGUGACUUAUUUUGUUACGUGUUACUUACUGACCUUAUAAUAGCCAACAGUAGCAUGAAUGGCAUUACUAUAAAGUGUCAUCAUAAUGGUUUCAUCUCACUAAAUCAGGUAACAGUCAAAAACAGUGGUAGCUAUGGAUUAUACUUACAGUGCAAACAUUCUAUGGGUACUAACUGUUCGAUGUCAUUAAGUGAUAUAUUACUGGCAGGCUGUACUCUAGGAUCUAAUAUAUUAUGCUAUCAAGAGAAAUGCACAGGUCAUAUUAAUAAUAUAACAGUUUUUAAUACAGCCAAGUCUGUUGGUCUUCUCAUAGGGUGUCAGCAACAGUGUAAAAUUGAUAUAAAUGCUAUGAACAUUUUUAAUAAUAGUGCAGGUGGAUUUCACCUUUUAAGUGCAUUUCAAAGCUCAUUCUUCAUUAGAAAUAGCAUAAUAUCACAAAAUGGUGGAGUUGGAAUAAUUGCAAAUUGCUAUAGUGUUGUGUUUAUUGACUUUUCUAAUGUUACAAUAUCAAGAAAUAAUGACACUGGACUAUAUCUCGGCACUUUUUGCAUAGUGGGUUUCUUUUUUAAUAGUAGCAUAAUAUCAAACAACCACUCACCUACUAGUGGUGGAGGCAUGUGGAUAUCAAAUAAUUGCUGUAAUUUCUGUUAUGUUUAA